Messenger RNA from Stylonychia lemnae, 1284 nucleotides. Lineage: Eukaryota; Ciliophora; Spirotrichea; Sporadotrichida; Oxytrichidae. The record is from the annotation of a GenBank genome assembly.
AUGUCUUCAAACAACUAAAACAAAAAGAACAAGAAAGGUCAGCAGCAAUAGAAGCAAACUAGCCAAGAUGAUUAAUCUCUCGAGUUUGACCAUGGAGUAGGCUCACAGGAUUAAACAUUUAACUCAAAUAAAAGAAACGGAAAUUAAAUAGGUAUGUAUUAAUCGCGUGUAUGCAGUACUGAAUUUAUUAUAGAGGAAUCAAAGGGUGUUGCUAAUGGAAUUACUGAUGCUUUUACUCUAUAAGUAGGAGAGACAAGAUUAUAAAGUGCUAGCCAAAGCAUAGUCUAAUAGGACCACGAUGAUGAUGAGUACGAAACUGAUGAAGAGAUCAAGGAUAAUGCUAAAGAAGUGAUUAAGCUAGUCAAUGUGCAUAAAACUUAUCUUCUCGGUUUAGAGGGAGUUCCAGCACUUAGAGGAGUAAAUCUCACUAUUAAUGAUGGAGAGUUCAUUACUAUUCUUGGAACAUCUGGAGGUGGUAAGACUACAUUACUAAAUAUUAUUGGUACAAUCGAUAAGCCUUCUAAGGGUGACGUUUACAUUUGCGGACUUAGAAUUAAGUACUCUACUAAGGAUCAGCUACUUGCAUCUAUAAGACUAAACAAAUUAGGAUUCGUAUUCCAAACUUUCAACUUGAUUGGAUCCCUCACCGCUCUUGAAAAUGUAGAGCUACCAAUGCAGUUGAGAGGUAAAUUAUCAAGAGAACAGAUUAGAAAGAGAGCAAUUAGUCUAUUGGAGGAGGUAAGUCUUGGAUCAAGAUUAGAUCACUUCCCAAAUCAACUGUCAGGAGGAGAGCAAUAAAGAGUAACAAUUGCUAGAGCUAUUGCUAACAAUCCAUCUAUAAUAUUAUUGGACGAGCCAACUGGAGAUCUCGAUACCAGAUCUACCGAUAUCGUGAUGAAGAUUCUGGUCGAUUUGAACGUUAAGAAGAAGAUUACUAUGAUUAUGGUUACUCACGAUGUGGGUUUAAAAACCUUCGCUAACAGGGUAGUCCGCAUGGCAGAUGGUAAAGUUAAUAAAAUCGAAGAAAUAGAUCCAGUACUGAGGAAUGAACAUAUAAGACAUCUAGAUGACAGAGUGAGAGCAAUUCACUCAGGUAACUAGAAAGAUGUCCUUGCUAUUAGAGAGGGUAUCAAGGAAGAAAAUGACGAAACAUCAAAGCUUAGCUCUAAGACAAAAGUUGUUAUCCCAGAUAAUUUCACAGCACUCAAGAAUGUUAGCACUACUAAAACAUCAGUAAGAAAACCUCAAGACUAUCCAGUACUUAGGGAGAGAUUCAACAAAUGA